Messenger RNA from Guyanagaster necrorhizus, 512 nucleotides. RefSeq lists its product as uncharacterized. Bases 109 to 378 code for a protein of 89 amino acids. The transcript has 2 exons. The record is from RefSeq and is a predicted model, not a curated record. NCBI's taxonomy places the organism in Eukaryota, Fungi, Basidiomycota, Agaricomycetes, Agaricales, Physalacriaceae.
GUUUUUCUUUCUUGACCACCACCAUCUUACAUGCAUCCGACGUCGGCGAUUUCGAUUUCGAUAGGAAUAUACGGUCAUUGUAAACGACGAUAGGACGGCAAUACUAGGAUGACACCGACGACCAUCUUCUGGCCUACAGAUCUUGUCGAGCCGGGAUUUUGCUUCGGUUGGAGGAAGCCCGCUUUGUGUGUUGCAGGGCGUCUGUCUGUGGACACGCUAUCAGAGGCAACGGCCGCGGUCGAGAUCGUUUCAGCCUCGCCUGAGUACCGUUCCUUGCGUAACACCUGUGGGGAGGAUCCAGUCGUAUUCGGCAAAUUCACCUGUGAACAAAAUCAAAAGAUCACGGUUCCGAUUUUCCAUUUUCUGGUCCCUAAGUGAGCCUUCUUGGAAUACAUGCGCUUUAUUCUUCACAUGGCACAGGGAAUAUGUUGUUGUCUACUAUUACCGCCACCUUCCGACGACUCUCCGCUUCUAUUCUCUGGAAGCUUUGAGACUUGACUAUCAUGCUCAGG